CUCCUGACUUUUCUUUCCUCCUCUCUGCCAGCCUUGCUUCUACAUCCUUGGCGCCGUUUUCUCACCCAAUGACUCGCUAUCAAUGGAAGACAAGCGUGCCCAAACCCUCCAGGCACUGUCCAGUUACAUUGCCAGCCAAAAAGAAUUGCUUGCUCGCACCCAUUCUGAUAUCGAACGACUGCACGAACUACAGAAAAAGGCAUGUUCAAACCCAACGACUGUCGUGGCUAAGCUAGCGGAGGAGCUGAAUGACAGGUCGUUCAAACUAAGUGCCCUAGCGGAGGAUCAUGCCGGAGCACCGCUACAUAUUGAUUGGUCGAUGUACGAUCACCAUGCAGACCCUUCGCCUUUCCAAAACAUGGCCUGCACGGCUCGCAUGACUCAUGAUCAGCGGAAUACACCCUAUACCAGGCAGCAUUCUGAGUUAUCUGAUCUGCAGAAGUAUGUGAAGGAGGCUCGACAGACCAUUCUGGACCCUAUAUUCCAGCAGCUCGACCUGUCCUGGAACCCAGAAGUCAUUGAAACGGCCCAAGUGCACGCGAGCCACGCCGAGAUCAAGAGAAACCUGGAGAGGGACAAAAUACGCGAAUUGAAGCAGCGUAAGAUCACGACUUCCUCAGGGUUGACGGUGUCUUCAUCGCGUGUCCCCAUUGGCCCCGGUGUUUUCAUUCGCCGUGAUGUUGAAGAUGAAAGUAUGGAUGUGGAUAUCUCGCUGGAUGAUUCCGCGCCUUUACUUACAAAACCGACGAUUAUCAUACCACCGUUAUCAGUGCACACCCGCAAGGUGUCUCGGGUGCGCCGUCCCACUGUAAAAAUACAAAUGGAUGGCGGCGGCGGCGGUGGCGGCGAUCUGGACUGCGAUAAUCUCGCUUCUGAUCCCUUGCCGGAGUCCCGGCGGAAACCGCCCAACCCCAAGCGUGAUCUCGCACCAGACCCGUCUGCGAAACCCUCGUUGGGGAAACGAACCCGUGGUCCAGGUAAACCGAAGCCCGAGACAUACAACCAGGCCUGGUCAGUGUCAGAGCAGCACCUCCUAGAGCGGCUACUGGAUGAAAUUCCAGAAGGGGAGAAAAAUCGGUGGAAGAAGAUAUCGCAGGCGAUGGACAACAGACGAACGCCACGUCAAGUGGCGAGUCGAGUGCAAAAAUACUUUGAAAAAUUAAAACGAUUUGGCAUUGGAUGAUGCCAUUACAUCUUAUACUGGAAUCUUAUCAUUCAUUACUACCCCUAAUCUACUACUAUGACGAUCAGUACUCAGUAAUCCAGCUGUUCAUUU
This is a messenger RNA of Guyanagaster necrorhizus, 1276 nucleotides long. RefSeq lists its product as uncharacterized. The transcript is spliced from 5 exons. The coding region runs from base 83 to 1183 and encodes 366 amino acids. The record is from RefSeq and is a predicted model, not a curated record. NCBI's taxonomy places the organism in Eukaryota, Fungi, Basidiomycota, Agaricomycetes, Agaricales, Physalacriaceae.